Messenger RNA from Ictalurus furcatus (blue catfish), 1875 nucleotides. RefSeq lists its product as uncharacterized. The record is from RefSeq and is a predicted model, not a curated record. The coding region runs from base 1231 to 1875 and encodes 214 amino acids. The transcript is spliced from 3 exons. Lineage: Eukaryota; Metazoa; Chordata; Actinopteri; Siluriformes; Ictaluridae.
UAAUGAAUAUAGCUGCAAGCAGCGAUUAAGGGGGCCAAGCACUUUUUGGCCCUACCCCUUAGUGAUGGAGGAAGACCAGAAGCCACUGUGGCUGUCAUCAUAAGGCAAAAUGUUAAGCUGUUGCUGUGAUAUUUCUCACUUACUGUAUCCAGUAGCCAUCCCAAGCUACAAAUGAACUCAAAGAUUGUUAACAUUAGGUCAUGUUAGUAAAUAUACGUGACAAGAAUUUGUUUGCAUGUUAUGGAUGAAACAUCCUGUCUGUCAAACCCCCAAGAAUCAAGUAUUGUUUGGGUUGGCCUCACAAUGCUGUGAACAAAAUUUUGUGACUAUUUGACAAAUUUUGUAGAAGUUUUUUUUUUAAAUAUACAUCGAAUACUGUUCAGCAACUCGCAAAACAAGAACACUUGGCACUGUACAGGAAUUCAGGAAGAAGAGGAAUUAUGAUUUCAAGUUGAGUGGUCCAAAAGUUAUCAGCAGUUUAUCCCUAAAUCCAGCACUGCUUAUCACCCAGAGAACAGCAUUGUCAGAGUGAAGCAUGGUGGUGGUAGUGUCACGUUACUUCUUGGUUGCUUCUAAUGCCUGAUUCGUUCGUGUUGGUUCCAAGUUGUACCACAAUAACCUUGUGCAAUGGAUUGUUUUGUAGAAAAGUUCAUUUUAACCAUGAAAUAGAUUUGCCUUUGAUUGUCUGCUUUUAAAAGGCAGAUCGAACAACCUGGAGUGGUUAAAUGGACCAAAUUAACUGUUGGAGAGUGCCAUUAUCACUGCUUCCACAGUUUGGAGUAAGCAAUUAGCCACACAGUGGCAUCAGUGCCGAGGCCCACCUGUGUCACAACCCCCAUGCAAGUGCACCGGCUGCGCUGUGGUAGUUAAACCCCUGGACCUUUCUGUAUACACAAGCAGAGAUUAUUUUGCAAAAACAGGAAGUCUCUCUAAUUGUGCACCAGCAGGCUUUGUAAACCAUAUACUUACUGUCUUCCUGAGUAAGUAAGACUUUCAGCUGAUUCAGGGUAUUGAAGCCUUUUGGCAAGAUAAAGCCUCUUAAUGAGCGGGACAGGAACUGCCUUUCCGCAUUCCACAGAGCCGGAGAUCCUUUGGGGCCAAGCUACUCUGUCCUCAUCAUCUGGUGGCAAGUGCUUUAAGAUCACCUGCUUCAAGUGCAUACACUAUUAAAAUUUUUCUUCUGAGAAACUGGAUGCUAAGCCAAAUUGAGAUUAACAAGAAGGAGAAACCAUGAGAGGAAAUGUGCAUUCUAACUCCAAAUGGCUGGAGAUGAGAUCAACUGUGGUUUAUGCUGUGCGCUCGGUAACACUUAGAACAUGGCGGAUGUUGACUCUGGGAGUGGAGUACAACUCCUGGGCUCACAACCCUGAGCUCUCUGACAGGCAGAGGAUGAGGAGGGAAGCGAUGGCUGACGUGUCUCACACUUCUGCCCUCGCUGAGCCCGAUCAAACGUAUGAAGGCGUCGAGAGCGUGGCUCAGUCCAGCAGCUACGACACCGUUAUUGACCUAGAGAGGCCAGAUGACCUGAAGGGUACAGACAUUAUCAGUGCGCAUCAGAUGUGCCAAGAUGAUGUCACGCUGUGGUGGAGCAGGAUGGCUCGCUUCGGAGAUGAUGCGUCAGGGCGCUAUGGAGCUGCGCCGGGCGCGGGGAGAGGAGGCGCGCGGCCGGGAGGCGCUCCGAGGCUCUACAAGCAGUCGAUGGCUCAGAGAGCCCGGACCAUGGCUUUGUAUAACCCUAAGCAGACUAAGCAGAACUGUUUCACCGUCAACCGCUCGCUGUUCAUCUUCAGCGAGGACAACGUGAUCCGGAAAUACGCCAAGAGGAUCACCGAGUGGCCAUAUCCUCUCCCAUCAAGCCUGGCUCUGGAAAGUUGA